AUGAAGAAGCUGAGUUCUCAGCCUUCUGCUGACUUCCAGGACGUCAUGGCCCGCAGCUCCGCUUACGUCAUCUCCCAGGUGGUGCACACGUCAUCGCUGUGCCUCGCCGCAGAAGGAGCGCUGUGCUUCGGAGCGUUCCGCGCGGUUCGCGACGACAACUACAAGCAGGCGAUCGCGCUCUUCGCGGCCGCGGGAGCCGCCGAAGUGCUGAAGUAUUUCCUGCUGUACAAAUGGGAUCGUGACUGA
Molecule: messenger RNA, 246 nt
Organism: Klebsormidium nitens
Lineage: Eukaryota; Viridiplantae; Streptophyta; Klebsormidiophyceae; Klebsormidiales; Klebsormidiaceae
Source: the annotation of a GenBank genome assembly